CCUUUCAAACACUGCCCCCUCUCACUCUCUCCUCAGGCUCCCAGUGUGGUGGUAACCCUCAGCUGAAAUAGGGCCCUCGAAGGGUGGAGGCAGCACACUGAAGCCAGGACCUGUCACAUUACUCCUCAGCUCCACAUUGGGACCAGGGCACCUGAAUACAGGCGGUGAGGGAGGGUAACAGACUGCCAGUGAGAGUAGACCAAACACAAGGAAACAAGGACGCGUCUGCAGCAGCAACAGGGUCCAAGUUGUUGGGACUUGGGAGACACUUUUUCUUCUUCAGCCAAGGGAAUCACACAGAUUGUGGUUAAAGUAUCAAAGCUUCUUUCUAAGACUUUGGAUCUGUUUGAAAAAGAGACAACACAAUGGAUAAGGAUGCUUUACUGGACUAUGAGUACCCGGACCUGUAUCCUCCGCCAAAGAAAAUGGAAGUUGAAGUAAUCCCUUCAUGUGACCCCACCGCUGAUGACAACCUCUACCACAUAUGCAUCACUGCAAUAUCCGUUGUUAUCAUGCUCAUCCUAGCGAUUUUAGCAAGGCGAACAAAGGCGGGCAACAAACAAAAAGGACUCCUAGGUUUACUCAGUCCGGUCAACUUCCUGGACCAUACACAGCACAAGGGCCUGGCAGUGGCUGUGUUUGGAGUCCUCUUGUGCAAACUAUGUGGCCUGAUCCUAUCGCCAAACCCCCUCCCCUUCACAACAGACUCAGAGAACAAACAGAACUGGGUGAUUCUGGGGGUUUUCUACUACCCCGCACUAUACUACCCUCUCCUGGCAUGCGGUACUUUACAUAAUAAAGUUGGCUAUGUCCUUGGUAGUCUCCUGUCCUGGACUCACUUCAGUGUCCUGGUGUGGCAGAAAAUUGACUGUCCCAAAACACCUCAGAUACACAAAUACUACUCCCUUUUCUCCAGCCUGCCCCAGAUAGCUUGUUUGGCAUUCCUUAGUUUCCAGUAUCCCCUUUUCCUCUUUAAGGGCUUAAAGGGCACGGAAAAGAACAAUGCUACAGAGGAUCUGAGCAGCAGCUACUACAGAGACUAUGUGAAGACAAUACUUAAGAAGAAGGCUGCUAAAAUCAGCACUUCGAGCACAGAGACGCCCAAGCUCCCUCAAAGAAUAAUUGAUGCUGUGAAGUCAUACAUUUAUACACCAGAGGAUGCUUUCCGUUUCCCUCUGAAGUUGGCUAUAUCCUGCGUAGUGGCCUUUAUAACCCUGUAUCAGGUGGGUCUGCUACUGAUCCUUACAGUGGUGCCAACUCUUCAGACAGCCCGUGCAGGAGUCGAUGAGGACAUUGCCAACGUUUUAGCUGGCUUCAAGAUAAUUCUGUCUCCAGACAAACAUGAAGUAGUUCGAUUAGUUGUUUAUUACAUGUGGUGUGUAGAAGUGUGCUAUAUCUCAGCACUGACCCUAUCUGGUUUGGUCAAUCUGGCUAUGCUCAUGCGCUCCAUGGUUCUGCAUCGGUCAAACCUGAAGGGGCUGUACAGAGGAGAUAUCUAUAAUGUUUACAACUGCCAGAGAAGCAUCAGGGCUUCCCGGCCUGCACUGGUCUGCUGGAUGGGAUACACCAGCUUUACAGCAGCUCACAUUUGUAUCGGCAUGCUCAUCCAGGCUAUGGUGUUCUUCCUCUGCCUUCUGAUCGCUGUCUUCCUCAUUAUCAUACCUGUUUUACACGGACAGAAUCUGGUUCUCUUUAAGAUGCUGUGGAGCAUGUGGCCCUUCUGGCUCAUGAUCCUUUUGGCUGUUUUGAUACAACACAUCACCGCCAGGUUUUGCUUCAUCAAAAAAACAGCUGGCACACGAGACCUAGACAACAGGGGUAAUCUAUUCCUGCUGACGUAUCUGCUGUUUCCUGUCAAUGUUCUGAUCGGGGUGCUGCUGGCCAUCUGGCGCAUUGUCAUCACAGCCCUGUUUAACAUCGUCCAUAUGGGACGCACGGAUAUCAGUCUUCUUAACCGCAACGUAGAGGCAUUUGACCCAGCCUACCGCUGCUAUGCUCAUUAUCUGAAGAUUGAGGUUAGCCAGUCUCACCCUGUGAUGAAGGCCUUCUGCGGGAUGCUGCUGCAGUCUGUGAGCCAGGAGACCAAUGCUGCACAGAGGUCACGGGAUGCCGAAGAGGGGAUCCAGCUGGUCCACCAGGAGAAGAAACAGCACAAAGUGUCCAGUGCCAAACGGGCCCGUGGGCACUGGCAGCUCCUCUACACCCUGGUCAACAACCCGUCCCUGGUUGGUACCAGGAAGCACUUUCAGCGUCAGACCGCAGAGAGCUUUGUGAAUGGAAGCCUCAACCGUAAUACCAAGGAGGGGAGCAAAAAGGAGGCAGCGACCAAGGAGGCAGAGGCCGCCGCCAGCAACUGAGAAAGAAUGUGUCCCUCAUGAAAGAUUGGCUUCACAAUUUUUAAAUGUUUUUUUUUUUUUUGGACAAAUUAUAUAAUUAAAUAUUAUAUAACUGCAUGCAAUUAUAUAAUUUGUCCAUAGUGAUAUUUCUGCAUUUGUUGGCACCAGAGCACUCACAGUGUAAUUCAGCACACUCAGCCUUUCCCAUUGGUCUGGAGAUUGUGUGUUCACUUUGUGUGUUUCAUGUCCCACUGGUUGUUUGUUUAUGUGUGAUAGUUUUCAGUCUGAUUCAAAGGCUUGUGUGGCACUGAUCUCUCAUCUACCAAAACUAUGAUGUGUCAUCUUCAACACAUUUCUGUGCUUAUUUUGUGGCAUCGUUCAUUUCUGUUUCAACCUGCAGUUUAAUUCCAUUUUUUCCCAAUAGGCCCAGACUGGUGCAGUGCAGAUAAUGCAAAUUUGAACUUAUCCAAACUAAACACUGAAUAUCCAGUCCACAAAGCAUCCUUUGCAACAGGGUAUUUAUAUAUAGAGCAUUUGAGUAUUUAUGAAUUUACACAAUGAGCUGUUUUCAUAGACUGGUUAAUAAAUUGUUUGGUGUAAUUACCAAUAACGUGGGUUAAAAACUUCAACGCAAAUGAAACUGACAUUUUCUGUUUUGUGACCUUUAAGUCAAAAACCACUUGCUGCUACCAGCCUUUUCUUAAUAUUGUCUGCAUUCUUUUGCAUUUACCAACAUGUCAUCGUUUGUUUCUGCAUUUACAGUUCCGAAUUUUAUUUAGGUAAGAAAAAAAUAUGAAAACCCGAUUUUUUUGUGAUUACUGUGAAAAUAAAAAUGAAAAACAGUU
Sphaeramia orbicularis (orbiculate cardinalfish) is the source of this 3181-nucleotide messenger RNA. RefSeq names its product signaling receptor and transporter of retinol STRA6 (gene stra6). NCBI's taxonomy places the organism in Eukaryota, Metazoa, Chordata, Actinopteri, Kurtiformes, Apogonidae. Gene Ontology annotation, cellular component: plasma membrane. The record is from RefSeq and is a predicted model, not a curated record. Gene Ontology annotation, biological process: vitamin A import into cell. The transcript is spliced from 17 exons. Gene Ontology annotation, molecular function: retinol transmembrane transporter activity; signaling receptor activity. The coding region runs from base 366 to 2357 and encodes 663 amino acids.